Messenger RNA from Culex pipiens pallens (northern house mosquito), 735 nucleotides. RefSeq names its product 5-demethoxyubiquinone hydroxylase, mitochondrial (gene Coq7). Lineage: Eukaryota; Metazoa; Arthropoda; Insecta; Diptera; Culicidae. The coding region runs from base 76 to 660 and encodes 194 amino acids. Gene Ontology annotation, molecular function: 3-demethoxyubiquinol 3-hydroxylase activity. Gene Ontology annotation, cellular component: nucleus; mitochondrial inner membrane. Gene Ontology annotation, biological process: ubiquinone biosynthetic process; regulation of reactive oxygen species metabolic process; regulation of gene expression. The record is from RefSeq and is a predicted model, not a curated record. The transcript is spliced from 3 exons.
UUGGUUUGUUUGUUUUUGAGUGCAAAACAUUUCGCAAGUUUGUUAAACUUCUUGAAGAAUCACGCAAUUCGAACUAUGCUGCGCCAGACGAUUUGCUCGCGAGGACUCCACCUCAGUGCUGGAACCGGCACCAAGCGCUGCCCGGAGAUGAUCGACCGGAUUAUCCGGGUGGACCACGCCGGCGAGCUCGGUGCCAACCAGAUCUACAAGGGCCAGCUGGCGGUGCUGGGUCACACCAAGGCAGGCAAAACGAUCGAGCACAUGUGGGAACAGGAAAAGGUCCACAAGGCCGAAUUUGACCGGUUGAUGGUCAAGUACCGCGCCCGCCCAACGGUCCUGUUGCCCUUCUGGAACUUGGCCGGCUUUGCGCUCGGAGCCGGAACGGCCCUCCUCGGCGAAAAGGCCGCCAUGGCGUGCACUGUCGCGGUGGAAUCGGUAAUUGUCGAACACUACAACGACCAGCUGCGCCAAAUGAUGGACGACCCGAAGUUUAAGGACCACGAACUGCUGGAAAUUGUGACGCGCUUCCGGAACGAGGAGCAAGAGCAUCACGACAUUGGGCUGGAAGAGGGAGCCGAGCAGGCGCCCUUCUACAAGGCACUCACCGACGUGAUCAAGUUUGGCUGCAAGACGGCGAUAAAAAUAGCCGAACGAGUGUAGGCAAUAAGGUUUUCAAUAUUUAUGUUUGGUUAAUACUGAGAAACUAUAAAUUUUCGUUUAUUUAUCACAACAAAA